Messenger RNA from Cotesia congregata, 1254 nucleotides. The record is from the annotation of a GenBank genome assembly. Lineage: Eukaryota; Metazoa; Arthropoda; Insecta; Hymenoptera; Braconidae.
GAUGGCUUGACGAGUUUGGAUUGUAAACUGGAUGGAUUGCAUCCUUUCCUCAUUAUUACAUACAAGAAUAUUACAAUAGCAGCAGACAAGAUUACAAUCCCACACAGCGAACGUGUUACAGUGAGAUGUCGAGAACUAGGAAGGUACAAACUUGUCGGUAAUCCUUUUCUGCAGUGUCGGAAUGGAGAAUGGAAUAAUAAGCCACCUUCUUGUUUACCAACAACUUCCAUCUCUAAUUACAGCGAACCUUCUGGAGCAUUAGCAGUAUUUCCUGGAAGUAUUUUACAUCUCGAGUGUUUAUUCGCUAGACAGCUGGGUAAUCCAGAAUGGACGUGGACGUCGACGUUUCGUCAAUAUCUCACAGGCUGGGCAAUUGCUGCGUCGGAAAAAGAUUGGAAAUACAGAUUAUCGAUAUACUACGUCAAAAAUCAAGACUCUGGAGUUUAUACUUGUUCGACGCCGAAAGGUUUGACUAAUUCAAUCCGCAUACACGUUAUAGACUUACAUUGCCCUACAUUGACAGUUGCUUCGCCAAUGAUCUCAAGAAUUCAAGGAACGAGAAUGGGACAUAAAGCAGAAUUCGAAUGUCCAGAUGGUUACAGACUCGAAGGAUCUCAACGUUUGAAUUGUCAAUACAACGGAAUAUGGUCAAGUGAAGUACCACACUGCGAGCCAAUACUUUGUCCGCAAAUAAAUAUAACAAACCCUAGACUACAAGUAUUAGCGUAUAACAAUACCGUUGGGGGUAGAGCGUCUUUUGAUUGUAUGUGGGGUAAUAAUCUAAUUGGUGAAGCGACAAUUAUUUGCAGAGAUGACGGAAAGUGGAGUUCUCCUCCUCCUCAUUGUUUUCAAAUAAUUUGCCGGCUGCCAGCUAUACCAAAAAAUACAAAAAUUAUAGAAGAUCGAUCAAGUUCUGGAAAGAAACGUGUCCGUGUAAAGAAAGUAGGAUCUCUUUUGAGGUUUGCGUGUCUGCCUAGUCAUCAACUGAUUGGUGAAGCAUCAAUUAUCUGCAUGGAAAAUGGAACGUGGUCACACGAUCCGCCUCAAUGUGAAGUAAGAUGUCCAUAUCCAGGCGACCCACCACAUGGAAAAAUAGCCCCGCUGAAAUUUUGGUACAAACCUGAAGACACUAUCCAAGUAACUUGUUCACCUGGGUACGUAACACCUCUCGAACCAGUUAAAAGGCCUACUUGUCGCGAAAACGGUAUGUGGAGUGGACCACCCCCUCCUUGCCGAUCUUAUCGUGAUGUAUGA